Messenger RNA from Schistocerca gregaria, 5953 nucleotides. RefSeq names its product Krueppel-like factor 8. The transcript is spliced from 7 exons. The record is from RefSeq and is a predicted model, not a curated record. Lineage: Eukaryota; Metazoa; Arthropoda; Insecta; Orthoptera; Acrididae. Gene Ontology annotation, biological process: regulation of transcription by RNA polymerase II. The coding region runs from base 1385 to 2404 and encodes 339 amino acids. Gene Ontology annotation, molecular function: RNA polymerase II cis-regulatory region sequence-specific DNA binding; DNA-binding transcription factor activity, RNA polymerase II-specific.
CAGUCGCUCAGCGGCAAGCACGAAGGAGAGAGGGAAGUGUGUUGACGCGAGCGCACGGCAAGGGACAAGUUGCGUGGAACCCGGUACGUGCGUGAGCUGGCCAGGGCGUUGCCACCGCGACGCGUGCGGCCUAUGACAGCGGUGGCGGGCAGUGCAGUACUGUGUCAUAGUGUUUAUGCGUGUGCCUUAGCGAGGACGGUCGCCUUGCCGGUAGCAGAGAACCUGUGUGAUCAAACAGUGUUUCAACUAUUGUAUAUUUUCUCCUGUGCUGUUAUCUGUUGAUAGUCAAAAUCGUGGUGCAUCGUUUUGAGUGAAUUUGGAUUCUGUGACACAAACACAGUGCUAGUGUGAGAUCGGCAUCUAAUAUUUUUGCUCUUUCGACUGACAGCGACAAGCGUCAACAAUCAGCUGAUUUUGAAGCACAUGCUAAGAAGGCUGCGUGCUUGUUUACUUGAUGUAAAUUUCCCGUACCUUCCGCAUGUUCAUGUGCAUUAACACUUCUGUUAUACCGAAAGGACUUGUGUGCAUUGCCGUACAAGAAUACUGGAGCAACUGUGAUAGUGCAAAAGAAGAAUAUUUUUGUUCGUGCUGCAGAACCAAAUAAUAUUUGCGGUACAAGGUGGGAAACAAGAGCAUGGAUAGGUGAUAAUUUGAGUCAAUUUUUUUUUGUUUCUUUUGCAGACGCCCGGUUUUGUUGUUGUUUAGUUUUGUUCAUGCAGUUCGAACACACUUGAGACGUCGGAAUGCAGUUGCGACAACGUUCUGAAACGGUCUUUCAGCUAUAGGCAGCAGAUUUAUGGGAUACAAGGACCACACCACAUAGCAGGGAGCGACCAAUGUACGCGCCUGACAUUACCCUGUUUGUCAUGAACGAAUAUCCUAGCUGACAGACUGGGCUUGAUUUCCUUUUUUUCUGUGCGCUUUGUUUAUGAAGUGCCUUACAUAGAAGCAAACGCACAGAUUCUGAUUGUUGACAACGUAUCAUUUCGGUGACUUUAUCUUCUUACGUUCUUUGAAGCUAUCAUUUGGAUUCCCAUAAAUUAUGACAAUUUGUAAGAAUCAUAGCAAUAAUCGGCACCUGAAAGACUUCGCGAUACUUUCUCCCAAGUGACCUUCGCUUGACGACAAUAAUACUUUCAUUGUUUGACUCAAAUGAAAAUUCAAAUUCCUAUCUCGGUAUAAUAGCCGAAUGCUCAUGUAUAUUGACAAUACAAGGUCGCUGACUUUAGAGUGAGUAACUCCUGUGUGAACACAAGGAACGAACAAUAGAUUUGUGACAUUGUUGCAAAUUACAAGAAAUCAUCCCAGUUUUCCGUCUGUUGACGACAGAUUCGGGAAAAAUUAUACGACCAGCCUCAAAGGUGCACUACAAAUAUUUGGAUAAAUGUUGAACAGUAUCGAGGAGAUUAUAGCAGCGAAUAGUUUGCUUGGAUACCUACGUAACGGUGUUCUUCCGUUUGACGAGCUGCAACAGCAAUCGAGGUUCAUGGUUUUCAUGGAUGAGAGCGAGUCCCAGGCGAAGAGGUGGCUGCCUAGUGCGCCCCGACCUCCGUCCAGCCCGAUGCACCCCACUUCCAGAGAGGCGGCGGGCCCGCCGGUGCAGAUGGAGCCCGUGGACCUGAGCGUGAAGGCGCCGCAGUCGCCGCCCGUGGUGCUGCACGUGCCGCGCUACUCGCCGCAGCUGCCCACCUCGGGGGCCGGCGCCGCCGCCGCUGCCGACCUCAAGCUGCCUCGCACAGGUAAGCUGCAAUUUCAAGACCUUGGAGGUAGCGCGUCGGUAAGGAAGUCUGACACUGUUGGUUACCUUCGAAGCUGGACAUACGCGUCACCUCCGCGCGGCAGCGAGUCUGCGGGCGUGGCGAACGGCGCCGUGGCGUCGGCGGCGACGACGACGGCGCUGCCGCGGCCGCAGCAGCCGCCCCCGGCGCCGCAGCGGCUGAAGGAGUCGUCGCUGGCGUUCCACCUGCCGCCGCGCAUCGCCGCCUCGUCGGCGCCGUCGCCGUCCCCCGCGUCGGCGGCGUCGCGGCAGCACAACGGGCGCGCCGCCUCCGGGUCGCCGCCCGCGCUGCAGCAGACGCCGGCCGCCGCCGCCGCCGCAGCCGCCUCCAUCGCCUCCGGAGACUACGGCGACAGCCUCCGCCGCCGCAAGGUCCACCGCUGCGACGUCGCCGGCUGCGACAAAGUCUACACCAAGAGCUCCCACCUCAAGGCGCACAAGCGCACGCAUACAGGCGAGAAACCGUACCAGUGCAUGUGGGACGGGUGCACGUGGAAGUUCGCGCGCUCGGACGAGCUGACGCGCCACUUCCGCAAGCACACGGGCCAGAAGCCGUUCAAGUGCCACCUGUGUCAGCGCUCCUUCUCGCGCUCCGACCACCUGUCGCUGCACAUGAAGCGCCACUGAGAAGACGAGCCGUCGCGCCGCUGCCGAGUCUGCGACAGUGCCUGCGUCCGUCGCGGCUGCCAACACCUUCCGCACUAAAGAAGACACGUGAAUGUUCUAAGGCACCUUCACUAAAGACGGGGACGCUACCGGUCGAUGUCUCCGCGUCGUCUCACUGUUUCGUCACGAUUGACCUUCCUCCUCGUUUCUGCCCGCCAGUGUCGAGAGAUCAGAAAACUCGCGUCUGCUGCCAGGGUUUCCCCCCACCGAGAACUACUCUUCUCUUUAGAUUUACUGGAUAUUUGUGUAACACCUUGCCAACCUGUGGAGUGGUUACGUACGCCUUCUCAACCUACGGCGAAAAAGCAACUUAGGAUAAAAACAAAUUACGGAAUUCAGACAAUAUCAAGCUCGAUACCGGUGCCAAGAAAGCCAUAGAGUCCAAAGAUUUUUUGGUGCGCCUGGCACGAUGACCGGAGUUUGACGCCAGCGUGUCUCGCAUCGUUAGACUCCAAAGUUGAGUAUGAAACGGUCUGCUGUUGGAUACUCAUCCGAGCGUGCCCAAGAUUGCUUCCAGCAGUAAAUUCCUUGUAUAGCAGCCAGUUGGAAGAGAAGUCCUAGUCGCCGCCAAUUCGCAAGUUUGACAUCCACGUGUUUCCCGCUACAGCACUUCGCUGAUUGGGAGAUGUCGUUCCAAAAUAGCUAGAGAGUCGGAUAGAGCGAACAAAUGACGCCAGAGCUGGCACGUACGGCCUCUGCAGCCCAGCAGCUGGCGCUGAGCGCAGAUGUCGGACCGCACGGGGCGCAGCGGCUGGCCAGCCCGCCCGUCUGCCACCUGUUAGGGUUCCGCUGGAACCAGUUCCUCCACACUCAGCGCGCAGCCGGCGGUGUCGGCAGCGUUUCGGCACGCCUCCGCCCUCGUCCAAGUGAAUUCGUCGCUGCCCCGCCAUCGGGUCUCAAAUUGUCUGCCGACUCCAGGUACUUACCUCUCUGCAUGUGUACUUUCCGUCCAACGACAGUCAUUAAAACGACUGUCCCCUUUUGCGUCCACGUGUGCCCACGAUUUUCGUUCGAGCAGAACAGUUUUCCCUGUGGAGAAAGAUGGUAAUUCAUUUUUCGGCCACGUUGAUAGCAGUUAGACGCAUAAAAACUGUUCGCGUAGAGCUACGUCACUUUUGAGCGAGAUAAACAAAUAGAGAGCAUCGAAGAAAGUACAAAAUCUGCUGAUCCUUCGAUUUAAUGUCUCCUCAAGACCAUUUCACGAUUCACUAAACAGAUACAGUAUAAACGGCUAUACAACACACAUUUGUCCAUUGAAAGUGUCAAUUUGUAAUACUUUGGUAAUAUUUUAUUUAUCAGAAGUGUUGUACCAUUUUUAUACACACAGAGAUACCUUUAUACGCAGCCAGUAAUAAUUCAUUCAUAAUGUCUAUCAAUUUCAGCAGCUUUACAAGAUGAACUAGUUUCUGUCCUUAAUUAGAUUCCUAAAACCUCGGAUAGCCUUCAUAUGUGAGCUUCACAUUCCAUUAAGGAAACUGCCAACUACAAAAGUCUUCCAGUUAUGAAAUUUGCGAUCUUGAAGUAUUUGCACGUAGUGGCUUGGACAAAUUUGAUGAUUAAUGUUUUCAUUUUUCUUUAAAAAGAAUUGUGCUAAUGAUCAGUGCAAAUGUAAUAUAUUCGAAGAGAGUAUUUAACUACAAAUUACUGUGAUCUUAUCUGGGCAGACUGCCAGACGUAAGCAAUCUGUACAUUGUUGCGUAACAUUACUGUGAUAUAACAAUUUGUAAGCAUCAAAGGCCUAAUCUAUAAGUUCACUGCAACAUAAUGCUGAGUGCAGAUACAGUUGUAAGGGGAGGGGGAAGUAGCGGAGAUCAGCUUUCAUUCGUGGUCGCUGAAUAAUUACGUAGGAUGUUUUCACACUUUAACUGUGUAUCUGCUAAUUAUCACUUUUCGAGUGGGGUUUAUUCGGCACAAUAGAAGAAGAAUGCAGUGAUACAACUAUUGGAGAAUUACUAUGAGGAGCCUAUUGCUAGUUUUCCUUAAUCAUCUCACUUAGUAUUGUAUGGCUUGAAUCGUACUAGAAAAAGGAGGUACACUGGAAUGUAUUUGGACGUUUUUACCUGUGAGUGGUAAGGUUUCACUAUGCUUUGUUUAUCACCCAGAGAAAUUGGGCACAAAGAGGAAAGAAAACAACAUUUGUACUUCACUUUCAGUGACUGCCACUAUGAAGUGAUUAGUUUAAGAAAUUAAUUUAUUGAAUGUUUCAGCCCUUUGUAAAUACAAUUGUACAGCGAUUGAGAAUGUGAGUUUUCUGUAUUGUACAUAUAGACAUAAAUCUAUAUUUUAGGAGAUAUAUUACGUUUUGAUAAUGUACAAAAAUGUUAUUUAAUUUUAUCUUUCUUGCGAAAAAAGAGAAUCUGUUAAACGUUCUUGCCGAUCAACUGAGAGAGAUCAUAAUAAUUUUUCUUUGAUUCUUGUUAAUAGAAACGACUGGGGUUGGUUAUAAUUGAUAUGGCUGUGGAUAACUGUGUUUUGGGAUUUGAAUUUAAACUGAUAGUAAUUUAUUCGAUGUUGGCUGAAUAAUAUACGCUGAAGCAAUAAGAGGGAACAAAACAGAAGUGAGACUACAGAAUACUGAGCCAGUCUUCCUCUGACGGUCACUCCAUACGACUGCCUUCGCAUGCUUUCAAAGCUCGCGCAGUCGUGGGGCAGUCACUACACUGGCCUCGCCAGGAUUUAAUUAGCCUCAGUCGUAGAAAUGUCUGGCUCUGUGUUCUGUGGUCACAUCCCGAUUCGAGUUAUUAACUUCCGUCCUACGCCUGCUUAUGCGGGCGGGUGUGUGCCUGUUUGUCUUCGAGUGGUUGUGUGAGUUUUGUGUGUGAUAAAGAGGAAAGGCCAGUGAGAGUUGAGGGGAAGCUGUGGAGGGCGCGGACCACCAACUGAGCUAGCGAGCCUGCCGACUUACUUACCAGAAGGUCCCAUCACUGAUGUGGGGCGUUGGUGCCAAUGCAGCGCCUCAAAGAGACGCUUCUGUCACACAUUUCUCGCGUGAAAGAGGUUAGUGGUCCGUGUUCCCACUACAGUGGUUUUUUUAUUUUAAUAUAUUUCAAAUUUUUUGUUUUUGUCGUUCAUUAAUUUUAUGAUUAUAUCGCCAAGAAGAAAAAGCUAUGCAUACCACAGGUCAGUGUCUACUUCUUCGAAAUAAUCUCUGUAAUGUAAUGGUCAGUAUGAGCGCACAUUUCUUUUUCCCAUCGUGUUUGCUACGUUGGUUAUCUUUAUAAUUUAUUUAUGCUAUGUAGUAUUGUCUUUAUUCUUGUAAAUAUGCUGCAUACGUUUUAUGUAUAGUUAUUUUAAGUGAGGCAUUAUGCUAGAAUUUUCGUAGUUCUUUUUAAGCUGGUAAAAGUGUACGUGAAAGUUUGUGGAAUAAAUGUAUGAUUGUUCUGGUUUUAUGCUAAGCCAUCAGAAGAAGGCUUGGUUGCUUGUUACGCAAAAUAACAUUCCAGAUUACAAUAAAAAGUGGUGUAUGUGAAAAGGUAUACUUGCAAAACGAAAUAAAAAAAUAAAAAGUUG